Molecule: messenger RNA, 886 nt
Organism: Asterias rubens (European starfish)
Lineage: Eukaryota; Metazoa; Echinodermata; Asteroidea; Forcipulatida; Asteriidae
Product: INO80 complex subunit C-like
Exons: 5
Coding region: 25-636 (203 amino acids)
Biological process (GO): chromatin remodeling
Cellular component (GO): Ino80 complex
Source: RefSeq, a predicted model, not a curated record
UUUCCUAACAAAAUAAAAAACAAAAUGUCUGCUCCCAGUCCUUUACCAACCCGUCCCCGUAGUACAAGAAUAAAACGAGCCACAAGUCCUGCUGCUGCUAUACUAAGCAGUAAGAAGAAGAAAAAUGCUCCAGCCACAGCAACAAGUUCUGAUGCGGGGACAGUGGAACCCGAGCCAUCUACUCAGGUGACAUUAGCACCAGCAGCGACAGUAGUAGCAGCAGCAGUCGAGAUAAGCAUCACAACACAACAACUGGUGACCCCUUCUCCACAACUUCCUGAAAUUCCACAGCGACCAAUACUGCCAUUCAAGGAUGCCAACUUUACACUCUCUAGUAAAGGUGUGACUGCCAAUAAGAAAGCAAGAGCAUGGAAAACGCUGAAGCAAAUUACAUCCGCAGAGAAAUCCUUGCCAUGGAGACCAGAUGAAGCAACAUAUAGCAGUAUUGAUGCACCCCCAUCUCUGAAACCAGCCAAGAAAUACUCUGACCUCUCAGGAUUUCCGGCAAAAUACACAGACCCCCAAACCAAGCUGAGAUAUUCAGACACAGAGGAAUUCUCUCGGACACGAAUGCUUCCAGCAGACAUCAUCACUGGGCUGUUGACUCUCAGGAAAGCCAACCCUGAACUCCAGUGAGGGCUCACUCACUCACACAAACAUGUAAGUCGGCAAUCUGGAUAUUUUGUGUUCUUAUGUUCCGUGCUUUUUGAGGUGGAUCACAAUUGCAAUUUUGUCAUCGAGGACUGCAAAUAAGAAGCAUCCUUAUAAGUUUAUGUUGAAUUGUGUGUUAAACAAGCGUCGGCAGAGGUUGCUAUUCUUUGUGUCGAGCACCAGGCCUGUUAAAAAACAGCAUAGAUGCUUCUCUCCGGCUAGGAAGAAAAGUUGA